This is a messenger RNA of Quercus lobata, 946 nucleotides long. Its product is annotated as vacuolar iron transporter homolog 4-like. The record is from RefSeq and is a predicted model, not a curated record. NCBI's taxonomy places the organism in Eukaryota, Viridiplantae, Streptophyta, Magnoliopsida, Fagales, Fagaceae. Gene Ontology annotation, biological process: intracellular manganese ion homeostasis. Gene Ontology annotation, molecular function: manganese ion transmembrane transporter activity. The transcript has a single exon. Bases 63 to 743 code for a protein of 226 amino acids.
CACCCUUUACUCAUAUUCUUCAUUUCUGAUCAUAAUUGCCAAUUUGCCUUAUUCUCCUCAUCAUGGCUGCUACAACUCACAACCAACUCUCAAAUAACAGCGUAGAAAUCCCUAUUCAUGCAAAUGAUAUUAUGGACUCAAAACAUUGCCAGAAGAUUGAAGAAGGUGACAAUGUUAACUACUUUCAAAGGGCACAGUGGCUUCGAGCUGCUGUAUUGGGAGCCAAUGAUGGGCUUGUUUCUGUUGCAUCGUUAAUGAUGGGUGUUGGGUCCGUUAAAGAAGACAUUAAACCCAUGCUCCUUGCUGGUUUUGCAGGUUUAUUUGCAGGGGCUUGCAGUAUGGCAAUUGGGGAGUUUGUGUCUGUGUACACCCAGAGGGACAUAGAAGUGGCACAAAUAAAGAGAGAGAACUCAAUGAAAGUUGGUGGAGAGAAUGAAGAAGAGGGUCAGAAGGAGAACCUUCCAAAUCCUUUUCUAGCGGCUUUUGCAUCAGCCCUUGCAUUUUCAGUAGGGGCAGUAAUGCCAUUAUUGGCAGCUGCAUUUAUAAAGCCACAUAAAGUAAGACUGGGUGUCCUAGUUUUAGUGGCUAGCUUGGCCCUGGUUGUUUUUGGAAUUGUAGGAGCAGUGUUAGGGAAGACUCCAAAGGUGAAGUCUAGCAUUAGGGUUCUUGUUGGAGGCUGGAUGGCAAUGGCAAUCACCUUUGGGCUGACCAAAUUAAUUGGCUCCAAUGGACUACAAAUGUGAUUUCUGGGUUUUGACUUUUGUCCUCUUGUUGAUUGUAAACUUGUUUUCCUUUGGCUUCCACGUCCAAGAGUGAAGGUGUCAAUUGAGCUAAUCUAACUAGUGAUGUCUCUUAAGACUUUACUAAGCACCAGAUGGCUUUAUUCCACCUUCAACCUUUUGGUUGUGGUUCUUUAGAUAGAGGAAGAGCUACCCUCUUAUGUGUG